Molecule: messenger RNA, 1266 nt
Organism: Prorocentrum cordatum
Lineage: Eukaryota; Dinophyceae; Prorocentrales; Prorocentraceae
Source: the annotation of a GenBank genome assembly
AUGAGGUACUACCUGAGGUGUCCACACGCCUGCGCGAAGCUGGUCGCCGCGGUGAAGGCCGCGCAGAACAGCGCCGACAGCGCCCGGAACUUCCUGGCGGCCCGGCAGCGAGAAGCGAAGGAGCCCAGCGCCAGGGAGACCGUUACGACUCUGCAGAAACAGCUCGCGGACGUGAGCAAGCGGCUGGCCGAGUCGAAAAAGCAGGCCUCUGCUCACGAGAGCAAGUUCGUCGUGAAGAGGGUGCUGUUCCAGGCUGGCCAGGUGAUCUCGGCCUUCGAGGAGGAGCUGAAGAAGGCUACCGACGUCUGUGCGCCCCUGCUCGAGGAGGCGGGCCUCGACUUCCUCGUGGCCAACAGCGCGACCACGCUCGCGUCAGUCCUUCGGGAGCACGCGGCCGAGAAGGAUCUGACAGAGGAGGGCCUCUUCCAGCAGAUCGGAGGGACCUCCGAGGAGGCGUUCUCGGCGUGGCUUGCGGCCCUGCCGGAGAAAAUCGGCCGGGAGGAGGUGAGCUUCGACGAGGACCGGCGGAGGGCCGUCUUCCGGCACCUGGACGCGUCGAAGUCGGGCGCGGUCAGCCUGGAGAAUUGGAAGGACAUGUUCAAGAGGAGGUUUACUUGCGUCAAGCAGAUCGCGGUCACUGACGUGUUCGAGAUCUCCAAGAGCAAAACGACCUCCAAGAUAGAGAUUGGCGAGGUCCUAGAAGCGACUGGCCUGGCCAGCACCAAGACCGACGAGGGAGGCAUGACCCGCAUAGAGUGCAGGGUACUGUCCAGCGACACUGCGGGCUUCGUCACCAUCAAGGGGAACGAGGGCACCACGUACCUGGAGGAGGUGACGCCCUUCAAGACAUGUUCAGCGGACAUGGACAAGGCCCUCGUGGAGGCCGGCAAGGUGAUCGGCAAGGCCGACAACUUUCUGACCACGAAGUCCAAGGAGCUGGCCUCGGGGCCGGGGCCGAUGGCGGACGCGCGGGCGGAGCUGACGAAGCUCCGGCCUAAGGUCUCCAAGGCGCGAGUGGACUUCGACGCCCUGAAGAAGAAGCUCGCCGCCGCCAAGACGGCGUUCCUGAAGAAGGAGGCCGAGGAAAAGAACGCACACGUCGUGGCGAAGGAAAAGAAGCAGGCCGACGCUGUGAUGGACGUUGCGAAGGCAAAGGUGGACCCAAUGGAGGCCAGCGCGCAGAAGCUCGAGGAGGCGGCCAAGCCGCUAACGGGCCUCACCGCUGCCGAGCUGGAGGCGUUUGCGAGCCCGGCGUCCACGCUGGAG